Molecule: messenger RNA, 2068 nt
Organism: Solanum stenotomum
Lineage: Eukaryota; Viridiplantae; Streptophyta; Magnoliopsida; Solanales; Solanaceae
Product: protein CPR-5
Exons: 5
Coding region: 33-1778 (581 amino acids)
Biological process (GO): defense response; trichome morphogenesis; leaf senescence
Source: RefSeq, a predicted model, not a curated record
UCUUCGCUUUAUUCCAAAUUGGUCAAGAUUCCAUGGAUCACCCGCCUCUAUCUCAACCCGUCGAUCCGCCGCCGGAGACCGCCGGCGACCCCAUGGCUUCCGAAAUUCUACCGGAAUCUUCAAAUUCCGGCGUUAUGAAGAAGAAGAAGACGAAGAAAAAAAAGAAGAAUAAAGCAUGCGUCACGGACCCUUUUGACCCUCAUUCUUCCGCUGCCUCUUAUUCAUCAUCAUCUUGUUCUGCGACGUCGUUUCCACCUUCUACUCAAAGGGGUAUUAGGGUUUCUACCGGUCGUCGGAACCCUAGAGUCAUCAUUAGCUCCGGUAGACAGAAAAGCGACAAUGUUGAAGCCCUUGCACUUCCCCUCGGCAUGUCUAUUGCUGCAGUUCUUGCUCAGGUUUUGGAAAGAAAAGAUGCUGCCGGAGAAAAGAUAUCUGUGGAUCACCUCUCAGAGAUUUGUACUUUGGCUGUUCGAGAGUCUUUAGCCAAUGUAUUCGGUGACCAGUUUGAGCCUUUCGUGAGGAACUUUGAGAAAUCGUUUCAUAGUACCUUGAUGACUCUCAGAUUAAUCAGUGAAUCCUCAAUGAACAGUGGAGUACAGCAACAUAAUUGUGCAGCAAGGAUUUCUGUCUCUGAAAGAUCUGUGCCUUUUUUUCCUAACAGAGCAGAAAAUGUUACAUGUGAUCCUGACUUCGGUGAGUUUCAAUUGAAGUCAUUUCAGCAGAAUAGCUCAGAUAAUGAACUGAGCAAUCAAGAAGAGAGAAGUGACGGCACAUGUCGUGAAUCAAUAGGUCGGCAGCUUACCCUCUAUGAUAGGCAAGUAAGGCAGCAGUUGGCUUCUGCUUCUUCAAGCAUGAUUUCAUCCAAUUCAGAGAUUAGCCAAUCUGUGCAUAGGACUUUGGAAAGAUCUCUCACAGAACAAGCUAGGUCGAAUGACCUCAAGACAUUUGAGAUUGGUCUUACAAUGAGGAAGUUGCAACUUAAAGAAAGGCAGCUGGCUCUCAGUUCUGAUGCGAACCUUUUGGAAAGGGUCAAACUAUCAUUUGGUUUCUCUAAGACGUCCUUCAAAACUGAAAAGUUCAAAAAUCAAGUAGAAGACUCAAAACAUGCUGAGCUACUUAAAACAUGUAUAGACUGCCUUGUUGCUGGUUUAUUUAUCAUGCUGGCAUGUCUUGGAUAUGGAACUUAUGUUUUCUCUCACAAAAGAAUUACCGAAGCUACAGCAUCCUGCACACCUUCCAUGGAACACAAGUCUUGGUGGAUGCCCCAAUCAAUGUCAUCCAUCAAUUCAGGACUGCAACUCUUACGGUGUCAGGUUCAAGUUCUCAGUCGCAUGCUAUUUGGUGCUUUGCUGAUAUUGGCUAUAGCCUAUUUACUUCUCCAGCGCUCUGCAACUUCAAAUCAGACUAUGCCAGUUACUUUCAUUCUGUUGCUGUUGGGAGUUGGCUGCGGUUUUGCAGGGAAGUUUUGUAUUGACACCUUGGGGGGCAGCGGAUAUCGUUGGUUAAUUUAUUGGGAGACUUUGUGCUUGCUACAUUUCUUUUCGAAUGUCUGUAUCUCGACUUUGUUCCUGAUCCUUAAUGGGCCUGUCACAGUGUCAGAAAAGAGCAUGAGGGAUAGAACCUUUCCAUACUGGAUGAGGAGAUCUGUGUUUUAUACCACAGUACUUCUUAUUCUCCCCUUGCUAUGUGGUCUGAUGCCUUUUGCUGGCCCCGGUGAAUGGAAAGAUCACUUCUCUUCACUUGUCCUGGAUGCUUUUAUUACUCCAGUUGAAUUCUGAGGAGUAGAGUGCAAGGUUAUAGCGUUAUCGGAUGGAACACUGUUUUGAUCAAGACCUGUCAAGGAAUUUUGACUAGUAGAAGACGAGUCUUAAGUAUCGGGCAUAAGGAUGAUUAUGUUUCUGUUUACAUGUAAAUUAUGAUGUAUCAUUAGGGGCUAGAUGAAGAUUUCCGGGUUACGGAUGAAACACUGUUUUGAUCUGUGCCUGUAGCGCUGUAUCAUUAAUUAGUACUCCAGGAUUAGCCUAAAUUAUGUGUAUCAUUAGAGCAAAAUGAGGCUUUGUGUUUCCUU